ACAGGCGGGUGGAGGGAGAGAGGCAGCUGGGUGAAAUCUGCAUAUCGAUUGCUGAGACGCACACAUCAACACACGCACGAAAACAAUCGCGCGCACCCGCGUACUCAUCCCUCGUAAAGGGGCGUGUGGAGCUGGCAGGGACUCAAACCUUUCGCAUUUGCAUCAGUGGAGGAGCCGAGAGCGGUGGCGCACGGAGAAACGGACGAGUAAAAACUUAUAUUAGAUCAAAAAAGGACUUUUAUUUUCAGUCUACUCUGAUCUUUCUCUCCUUGAGACAUUUUGGGACUGUCGGUUCUCCCUCGGAUUUCAGUUGUGAAUGAGAGCCAAACACGCAGAGAGAAGCGGAGAGAUCAGCGGUGAAGAGGCUCAUCUGUACGCGGAGAGGAGAGAGCGUCUCCGGGCAUCGGCUGUGCGUCUUUGCGCGGACUGGACUGGACUGCGCUGUGGUUCUUCCUCUGCUUAUAGAGGAGGGGUUUUGGGGGGUUACCAAGUUGACUUGCUUUUGUGGAGCUCUGGAGAAGAUCUGGUGCCGUCUUAACAGAAUCGGAGGAAGCCUGUCGGAUCGUACACUGUGCUCCACGCAUGUUGGAAGUGGAGAGAGCAGGGCUGGAUGCCUGCGGGUUUGCGAGUCUCCUAGACGCAGCCAAGGAUUACAUCCUGCCCAGGCAUCAACUGAAGGAGUAAAGGACGCAAAGUGAGUGCGGAGUGGGUCAUUUCUUCAUAUAUCUUGCGCCUUGGCUUCUUUUGAGAGGAUAUGGCACGGUCGGCGCUGGAGAGAGGAGAGCAGCCGGCACAGGCGAGAGGAAACAGGAGCUGAAUGACAGGAUGCCAGCGACCUGAGCCCGCUCUCAGAUCACUUCCACCUUCGUCAAAAGAGACACUUCUGCUUUAUUUGUUGAGUUCAGAAGAGGGAAGAAGAAUACUUGCCAAAAAGCUUUUGGAGGAGUUAUAUUUUUGGAGGAGUUUUUCUUUUUUGUAUGCGUAAUUUUAUUUUUUUGUCGAUAAAACAAGGAUGCAUUGUGGAUUAGUCUUUAUCCUGUUCAUGGGAAUCCUCUUGGUGGUCAAGGCUUUCAAAAACGAACUCUUGUCACUCCCCUCUGCAGAUAAAUGUGGAGGCAACAUCAGAAUCUCAACCGCCAACUACCUCACUUCGCCCGGAUACCCCAUGUCUUACCCCCCUUCUCAGAGAUGUGUGUGGGUGAUCUCGGCGCCUGGUCCUCACCAGCGGAUCCUCAUCAACUUCAAUCCGCAUUUUGAUCUGGAGGACCGUGAGUGCAAGUACGACUACGUGGAGGUGAGAGAUGGUGUGGAUGAGAGCGGUCAGCUGGUGGGGAAGUACUGUGGGAAGAUCGCCCCCUCUCCGGUCGUCUCCUCCGGAAACCAGCUCUUCAUCAAGUUCGUGUCUGACUAUGAGACCCACGGAGCAGGUUUCUCCAUCCGAUAUGAGAUCUUCAAGACAGGACCCGAGUGCUCCAGGAACUUCACCUCAAACAGCGGUGUCAUAAAGUCACCCGGGUUCCCAGAGAAAUAUCCAAACAACCUGGACUGCACUUUCAUGAUCUUUGCCCCGAAGAUGUCUGAAAUCAUUUUGGAGUUUGAGAGUUUUGAACUGGAGCCUGACACGACGCCUCCCACUGGUGUGUUCUGUCGCUAUGACCGGCUGGAGAUCUGGGACGGCUUCCCUGGAGUGGGCCCAUAUAUCGGGAGGUACUGUGGACAGAACACCCCAGGCCGAAUCAUCUCCUACACGGGCAUCCUGGCACUGACAAUCAACACGGACAGCGCCAUCGCAAAAGAAGGCUUUUCUGCCAACUUCACUGUCAUCGAAAGGACUGUUCCAGAGGACUUUGACUGUAGCGACCCUUUGGGAAUGGAAUCAGGAGAGAUAACAUCAGACCAAAUCAUGGCUUCAUCCCAGUACAACCCCAGCUGGUCCCCAGAGCGCUCCAGACUCAACUACUAUGAAAAUGCAUGGACGCCGGCAGAGGACUCAAACAAGGAGUGGAUACAGGUGGACCUUGGGUUCUUGCGGUUUGUCUCAGCCAUUGGUACCCAGGGUGCCAUUUCCCAGGAGACCCGGAGGGUUUACUUUGUCAAGUCCUACAAGGUGGAUGUCAGCUCAAAUGGAGAAGACUGGAUCACUUUGAAAGAAGGCUCCAAACAGAAGGUUUUCCAAGGCAACACCAACCCAACAGACGUUGCUAAGACGAUGCUGCCUAAGCCCACGCUGACGCGCUUCGUCCGGAUCCGUCCCGUUACCUGGGAAACAGGCAUCGCACUGCGCUUCGAGGUGUAUGGCUGUAAGAUAUCAGAGUACCCAUGCUCGGGCAUGCUGGGUAUGGUAUCAGGCUUGAUCACUGACAACCAGAUCACUGCGUCCUCCCAUACGGACAGGAGCUGGGUACCAGAGAAUGCUCGUCUGCUGACCAGCAGGACAGGCUGGACCCUGCUGCCCCAGCCACAGCCCUUCACUAAUGAAUGGCUGCAGGUGGAUUUAGGUGAGGAGAAGCUGCUGAAGGGGUUGAUCAUCCAGGGAGGGAAGCACCGUGAGAACAAGGUCUUCAUGAAGAAAUUUCGCCUCGGCUAUAGCAACAACGGCUCUGACUGGAGGAUGGUGUUAGACACGAAUGGGAACAAGCCAAAGAUAUUUGAAGGUAACAGCAAUUACGACACUCCUGAACUGAGGACAGUGGAGCCCCUGCUGACCCGUUUCAUCAGAAUUUACCCAGAGAGGGCCACUCCUGCUGGGAUGGGCCUGCGACUUGAACUCCUGGGCUGCGAGAUUGAAGCUCCUACACUCCCGCCCACCACAGUAGUCCCGAGCACUACCCCGUCAGACGAGUGUGACGACGACCAGGCGAGCUGCCACAGCGGCACAGGUGAUGACUACGACGUGACAGGUGGUACUGUGAUGCCGGAGACCACUACUGCUGAAGUGGAUACCAUCCCAGUUGCAGCUUUCCUGUGGUUUGCCUGUGACUUUGGCUGGGCCAAUGAUCCCUCCUUCUGCAGCUGGACAUCAGAGGACACUGGCUCUAGGUGGCAGAUCCAGUCCAGUGGCACCCCUACUCUCAAUACCGGACCCAACAUGGACCACACAGGUGGAUCAGGGAAUUUCAUCUACACCUUAGCGACGGGUCCACAAGAGACUGAGGUGGCUCGGCUCGUCAGUCCUGUAGUCAGCUCCCCAGACUCUGACCUGUGCGUGUCCUUUUGGUACCACAUGUUCGGGUCGCACAUUGGCACACUACAUAUCAAACAGCGCAAACAGACGGUGGACGGCCCUGCAGACAUCCUGCUGUGGACCGUCAGUGGUCACCAAGGCAACCGCUGGAGGGAAGGUCGUGUCCUUGUUCCACGCACCAACAAACCUUAUCAGGUGGUGAUCGAAGGUAUGGUGGAAAGAAAGAGCUGGGGAGACAUUGCUGUGGAUGACAUUAAGGUUCUAAAUGGACUCAGCAUGCCAGACUGUAAAGAUCCUGACGUGCCCACCGAGCCGAUGCUACCGGAGGAUAGCUUCAAUGAAAUCCUUGAGGAAAUCACAGAAUAUCCAGACUUUGUAGAAACCAACCAGAUCAGUGGAGCGGGCAACAUGCUGAAGACGCUCGACCCCAUCCUCAUCACUAUCAUUGCCAUGUCCGCCCUGGGCGUCUUCCUGGGUGCUAUCUGCGGUGUGGUCUUGUACUGCGCCUGCUCACACGGAGGCAUGUCGGACAGGAACUUAUCAGCUCUGGAGAACUAUAACUUUGAGUUAGUGGACGGUGUCAAACUAAAGAAAGACAAACUCAAUGUACAGAGCUCAUACUCAGAGGCGUGAGCUGGGACAGAGUGCAUUCAUGUGACUGUAUGACGGGCAGAGCUCGCACAAGACUGUCUCUAGACAUAACCUCUCGUCUAUCUGCGGGUAGACGGGCUCAAAAGGACUGCCAACACCCUCAACUCACUGGAUGAGGGCCAGGUUCAGGAACCAAUGGGAGGUUUGGACUGAUCCAUGCUUUUCUCAGGAGCUGCAGUAUAAAGAACCCACCAGUAGGGGACACUGUGUACAAAUAAAAUACAGAAAAAAAAAUAUGUACAGAUGAUUUAGAUGCUAUUUUAAUUUUCUAUUUGAUUUUCAUUCAUUUUUACAAUCGGAUGCUGGUGUUGAGACCAAUUUAUUAAUAAUGUUUAAAGUAUUUAUCGUUUUCUGGGAAAGAAAUGUUUUUUUUAUUAUCAGUUCAUGAAAGCUGUUGUUUCUUUUCGAGUUUUUGAAAGAGACGUAUCAAAAUCCUAAAUGAACCAUAUCCGGUAAAGCUGUAGAGGUGCCCCAUAGCGAGGCUUACAGAUGUGCCCAUAACCCAUCACCCUGAAACAUGUCCCCUUUUCCCCUUUGAGCCCUUUCCCUCUAAAGAGAAGGUCCCAUUCAUGGCAAUGUAUGGUUCUGACAGUGCCUUUAGUACAUUUUGGUUGGACUCCUCUGUUACAUGGGUGUUUUUUACUGUACUUGGCUUAAGUUAUGAAGACAGGAAACAGGGGCACAUUACCUUCUAAAUACCUGCAAAACAGGAGAAACGUUUAUCACUGCGCUUUGUUUUGUUUUUGUUUUUUGUUUGUUUUCUGUCCAAAAACCACACACUGUAAAUAAGUUUUAAUAUAUUUUAUUGCCCUUUUUAAAGAAAGUAAAAAGGAAAAAAGCUGCAGUAUCCCUUUUUUCAUGGGUUUGUGUGUGUGUAAAUACAAUCUUCUGACUGUUUCGUGGAAGGUGCAGUGUUCAUUUUAGAUUACGUUGCUCAGGCAAGCAAGGUUUGUGUGAUGUUAAAGCGAUUUUCAAUGUGCAUUCAAGCCAUCUGUCAUCGAAACACCCGCUUCAUGAAAAACCACCGAAGGACAAAUGACUCAAAUGGUAACACACAAAAAGAAACUGAAAUGUGGAACUCUUCGAGCUCUUUUCUACUGAUCUCUCAUAACUUCACCACAUUUCUGCUGUUAGUUUGACUGGUCACUAUAAUAUUUUCAGAUUUAUUCAAACAUGCCGAUGGCAGAGAAGGUGGUAAAAUAUAUUAGAUAUGUACCAGCAUACCAAAAACAUGACAGCAGUUAUCAUUGCUUUGCUUUAGUCCUAGCUCAUCACCUCCAAACGUCACUGUGGAUUGAUCACUGAAGAAGUGCUAUCUGGACAAUGCAGCUUGAAUGCACUUUGUUUCUGAUUCCCUCAUGAAUAAACUCUGUUUAAAAGAGGGUUUAACACACUAACUGAAGAAUGGUGCUAUCCGUAAUUUAGCCAGACACAUGUCUCUCAUGAAAAGUUUGUAUUGUCCACAUGCUGUAGUGUAGCUUCAGGCCUUUUGGGCCGCAAAGAGUUUUACGUGUUUCACGUGUAGCAGCCAUAAUGUUGUGAUGUCAGAGUUGAUGUCAGUCGGAUGGGACACUGGUACAGCGUGGGGAUCGAGUGGCAUCACCUGAAUCAGGUCAUCUGGCCUCCCUUCGUGGCUUUACCAAAGGAUGGUCACCCCUCUCUUGUUCACGGGGGUUCUCACCAACACAAUGCAUACUAACAAACCACAGUUCAUCGAUGGUCUCCACUCACAAAAGAACUGACUACUUGCUUUGCCCUGUCAGAGAACCCCAAGAGAAAAUCAAGAGGGGGAACGGCAGGACACUCGCAGAGACGAGCAAUGUGUGUCUGUUUUUCUAUCUCUUUUUAAGCUUAAAAGAAGUGCAAAUGUCACCAUGACGUGAACUCAUCGAAUCUCUAUUAAGACUCUUGUUUGCAGAUGGAUGGAUGGGACAAUCUCACCAUUACAAAGGGGAAGAAUUCUGAGCGAACUAAGUGUCGGAUUGACAUUAUCAGGACACAAGGGCCAAUGGGUCCUGGAACUCUGUGGUUUUUGUACACCACAAUCAAUCAAAACUUAUUCCUGGGAAGGGUGACGUCUUUUUACAUCCGUGUGCUUUGUAUGUCGUGCCGUGGUGAACACAUUCUCAGCUUGUUCAUUUGAUUCGACGGCCCACUCUCCUCAGCCUAGACACCGUCCCGUCCUCGCUUUCAGCUAUAGAGAGCUGUAGCUGCAGCAGCUAGAGAAAAAGGAUACUGUAGCGUGGACUCAAAAGAAACAAUGUUGCACUGACAAAUAUAUUUAAGAGGUUUAUGUGUUUAUAGCGUUCAUUUGCAAAAAAAACCAGAAGAAAGUCAAAAACACAAAAAACACGUGUUCAUUUUCUUUCAUCUUUUUUAUAUAUAUAUAUAGUUUCAGAUUAUGUGAUAUAAUUCUGAAAUGUAAAAAUAUUGAGAUGUUUUCAUUAUUGAAAAAGGCAUAAUAGAGUUUUCAACAGUAAUGUCCCUCCCCCUACAUUUACAUGGCAUACUAACGCUUCGUUUUGUACUGUCAUUCAAAUUUUGUGCAGAUUCCUUUUCUUCUUCUUCUUUUUUUUUUUUUACAAGAACAAGAAAAUAAGACUUUUAUUUUCAAUACUGCUUCUGUAAUUUGCUGUUGUAGGAAAAAAAAAUGAAUAAACAGCAAAGGCCUUAAAAAGAAAAGGGAAUAUCUGUGUUGUGAUCCAGAAUUUGAAAGGUUCUUUGUUUUCUUGUUUCAGUCGAGAUCUACGUCACAGCCCUGCUGUAAAGGGUCAACCAGCAGCCUCACAAGCAGCUUUUUGAAACAGCAUCUGUUUUUUGCAUCAAAGUUAAUGUGAAAGCACCAUUACAGCAAGACAGUGAUGUAAACAAGAACAUUUUGUCUCUGUCUCAUAGCCAUCGCUUUCCAAAGAUACAAUAAAAAGGUGUCUUUAUAUGAA
Messenger RNA from Acanthochromis polyacanthus (spiny chromis), 6774 nucleotides. It is a transcript of the gene nrp1a, whose product is annotated as neuropilin 1a. The coding region runs from base 1013 to 3817 and encodes 934 amino acids. Gene Ontology annotation, molecular function: semaphorin receptor activity; vascular endothelial growth factor receptor activity. Gene Ontology annotation, cellular component: membrane. The record is from RefSeq and is a predicted model, not a curated record. Gene Ontology annotation, biological process: vascular endothelial growth factor signaling pathway; axon guidance; angiogenesis. The transcript has 18 exons. Lineage: Eukaryota; Metazoa; Chordata; Actinopteri; Pomacentridae.